AUGGACGUGGAGGACCUGGAGGCGCUCCCUGUCAGCUCUGGGGGACAUGUUCUCAGCUGCGAGGAGAUAACCUGCCUCCAGGCAGGUUUGACCUUGCUCAAGGCAACUGAGAAGAACCCGGUGAUUAAGUUCUGGGGCAAGAUCCUGGGCAAGGAGCGGGACUACUACAUCGCGUGUGCCAUUCGGGAUAUCAAGCCUACAUACCCAAACAAGCGCUUCUUCUAUGCUGGUGAGGACUUCACCUUCAAAGCGCUUCCGGACUUGACCGAAGAGGUUGGUGAAGCCGUGUCCAUGCUCCAGCUGACCACCCCGCUGACCGGCAAUCCCGAUGCACUGCUGGAAUCCAUGGCAGGUGCCGAGCCAAAGGCUGGGCCCACACUCAUCGAGCUGGACAGGCUCGCACUGCUAGUCCAGGAGAUCGACUUUGACACAGCGGCUGUUCCCAAAGGCGCCUACUCUCUGAACGAGGGGCAGGUGGUGGUUCCCAACAGCGCCUUCCGAGGCCUGGAGCCCGCCAAGGCGACGUCGCUGCAGAACUAUGUCCACUUCAGACCUCCGGCGAGCGUCGUGAGCCUAAAGGCACAAGCCUGCAAUGAUUUGGAGUUCCAGUCCAACUUCCUGGAUUUGCUCUCCGAUGACUUGCCCAAGGGGUGCUGGGCUGUGCGGCAGGAGCCAGAAAAAAGUUCUUUGGUCACCUUACGCUCACUGAUGUGGCCAGGCUAUUCAGCGUUUCACGUGCCUGGCACUGGCAAGUUUGGGAGCGUGUACUUCGGCUAUGCUUCCAAGAUAAAUGACUUGGCCUUCCUUCUUUAA
This is a messenger RNA of Symbiodinium natans, 813 nucleotides long. NCBI's taxonomy places the organism in Eukaryota, Dinophyceae, Suessiales, Symbiodiniaceae. The record is from the annotation of a GenBank genome assembly.